GACGUGCCAACUUCGAACAAGGCCAUUUUGUCGCAACCGCCGCGAAGCUGGAUGUCCGGCACACCGCCAAAGCGCAGUUCGCGGCUUUCGGCGAAUGUGCAACGAAAGCCUGCAAGAGCGGAUGAGCUGCGGCCUUCCAGAAGUCAGAACAGCAGGCCUUCUCGAAGUGAGCCAAGGCGACCCGAACGAGGUCUAGCGGCAAGCCGUGCAGCCGCAAACUUCAGUCCUGCAGAGGAUGAUGGUGGCACUGGAGGUUCUCACAGUACAACCACCAUGGCGACAGAAAAAGCACCUUGUGUUCGAAGCACCAGAUCUCCGGAUGCGAGGCAGGAUUCCUUUCCUUUGCUGACUGACGAGGCUCGGGACUGGCUCGAAGAGAAUGCAGAUCGGCUAUCUGAUCAGACGCAGAAAUGCUUAAUGAUGCACCAGCAGCUCCAGCAGCUGUUAGUGCAGCAGGGCAGUUUGCCAAUGAGGAUGGAUGCUCCUUCUGCGCGGGCCGCGCGGGAAGUAGAGGAGAAGAACCCCGGCAAGCUGUCGCCGACUGCCUUGGAAGGAGCGCCUUUGGAUCUGAAAGCCGAGCUCUGCUCGCAUUCGGUUGCUGCACGGAGGAGAGAUGAGCUCAGGUCUGAGCUAGUAGCAGCUGAACAAGAACUACUCGCGGCUGAGGCGGAGUUCAGGAUAGAGGAAGCUCGAAAUGAUAAGUUCGAGCAGGCUGUGGAAGCGGGCAGCGAGGCCGAAAUGCGCCGUCUGCAGGAGAAGGCUGCCUUGCUCGAAGCCCGACUUCGAGACAGGCUCGAAACGCUGCAGCAUCUUGCUUCCAAGGCGAGGGCAGGGCAACAACGGUCGCCUGUCUCCCUCUCGCCGACCCAGCCAUGCCAGUCGCCCAUCCGCAGCUACAAGAUCUUCAACACCAAAGCACGGUCGGUGUCGCCGCCCAGGCAGCAGCAUUCAAUAACCUUGAGCACUGGCAAGCCACUCGUGUCACAGUGCAGGCCUCUCAGUCGAACGCACGAGCCGCCGAGGGCGCUUUCAGGAUCCCCAAGGGCGGUUUCUACGCCGGUGGUCGCAACACCGCCCCUGCUGAGAGUGGCUGCCGCAGCAGCCGGUGCUGCGAGACACCAGGCUACGGCACACUUCCAGCAACUUGAUGAUGCCAGGCAUCGAGCACAGGUUGACUUCUGGUCUGGCCUAUAG
This is a messenger RNA of Symbiodinium sp. CCMP2456, 1194 nucleotides long. The record is from the annotation of a GenBank genome assembly. NCBI's taxonomy places the organism in Eukaryota, Dinophyceae, Suessiales, Symbiodiniaceae.